AUUAUAAUAUUAAUUGUGCCAACAUUAUAACAGCAUUUAUAAACAGAAAUAAGUAAGUGUAACAUGUAUAUCUUCACUUCAUGUCUAUACGCUUUUCUGGUGUUAUUAGUGACAUCAUCUAAUGCCCAAGACCAGAAUGAGCAGAAGGUCACAGUUCGAGUAUAUCAUGAAUCACUAUGUCCCUAUGCCAAGAAGUUUAUUGUAGAUCAACUUGCACCUACAAUGAAGGGAAAUUUGUCAAGAUACGUCAAUCUAGAACUAGUACCUUAUGGAAAAGCUAAGGAAAUCCAUUUAGCAAAUGGUACACAAUAUUAUGAAUGUCAUCACAAAGUCCAAGAAUGUUAUGGUAACCGUAUCCAAGCAUGCGUAGACAACCACAUUGAAAAGUCCAAACGGGAGGAGUAUUUAAGUUUCGUUAGCUGUUUUAUGGGUAAUUUGACGACAAAUGUCGAGAAGAAACAAGUUGAUGAUACCUUAAAAAGAUGUAUACCUGAACCUCUAGAUGUUGACCAAAUACGUAAUUGCACUACAAGUCCAUUAGGCGAUAAACUCAUCGAGAACAAUGCAAAAAUUACAAAUGGCUUCCAAAAGCCUUUGCUCAAUGUACCUACAAUAGUGUUUAACGGAGUCUACAAUCCAUCGGAAAGUUCAGAAGCUGAAAAAAAUUUUAAAAGUGUACUUUGUUCAAAAAUCAAGGGAAAGAAGCCAGAGGAAUGUGCUAAUUUACCUAACAAAGGUGGUGAAUCCAAAUCCAAAGAUGCCAAUUUAACUAACAAAGGUGUUGAAGCAAAUAAAGUCUAUAUCGGAACGUUACUUGUAGCAUUGUUGUUAAUAUUGUACGUAUAACUGUAUGUUUUGCAAAAUUAUAAUAAACAUUUAUGUAAGCAA
This is a messenger RNA of Diabrotica virgifera virgifera (western corn rootworm), 888 nucleotides long. RefSeq names its product GILT-like protein 1. Gene Ontology annotation, molecular function: oxidoreductase activity, acting on a sulfur group of donors, disulfide as acceptor. The transcript has 5 exons. The coding region runs from base 64 to 846 and encodes 260 amino acids. The record is from RefSeq and is a predicted model, not a curated record. NCBI's taxonomy places the organism in Eukaryota, Metazoa, Arthropoda, Insecta, Coleoptera, Chrysomelidae.